GUGAAUUUUUCGGUACAUGUCGCGGCACAGAAACAUAAGAGCGUUGUGUGAUGAUGAUGUCGAUACUUAUGACGAAGCCUUCGCUAGUUCAGUUGAUGAUGACUAUACAAUAUCCCCGAACACAUCAGAACGAUACAUAUAUAACCCGGACAGUGUAUUCAAGCAAGACAUAUCAGUAUCUUUAAAGAAUGUCAAACCAUUAAGUUUCACAGCGGAAGAUUUCCCGGAAAAUGAUUCCAAAAACCUUAAACCAGAAGAUUCUCCUGGAGUUGUGUCUGGACGAAUAGGGUCUUGUCAGGCAUUUGAUUUCUCCGCACCAAAAAAUAACGAAGUUGCGGGUCAAAAUGAUAGCGUGCAUGGAUCUGAUGAGGUGUUUGGCAACAGUGAUCUUUUUGACUCAAGUAAUUUUAAACGUUUGAACACAAGUGUCGUUGGGGAAGAUAACUUAGUGAACAGUACAAUUUCUGUAAAUAAGUCCAAAGUAGAGGAGUUGGAUUUUGAGUUGCUUGAUCGUUUAACUUCACAAUCCUCUUCAGCUCAACAGUCGUUUGAGAAGCCUUUUAAAACCACACUUAGUGUACAAGAUACCACAAAUCGCCUUAAGUCGAAAUCAACUGACCUUCAUUUUUUGUCGAAAACAACUAACCUUUUUAGCUCCAACUGUAGUAUUUCAAAGUUAGCUGGCAUUACAACUUAUGAUAUUCCGACAAAAAAUAUUAACAGUGCUGGGUGUCUCAUAGGGUAUAAAACUCCUAGUUUCUUUGGCUUGUUGAUGUCAUCGUAUACCGCUGAUAAAUCGAAAGGAUUUGAUGGAAUGUUAUCAAGGUUUUCAAACAUUAUAGUCCGCACCCGUUCACCCAUUUAUAACUACCUAUUCGCACCUCGUACUGUCUCUGGAUUUGUUUUCGAUAUUCCGGAGCCAAAGACUUUUGAACGUGGUGGUUCAAAACUAGCUAGUGUAACGACAAAGCCGUGCAGUCAACGGAAACUCACAGCACAUGCUUUAUGUGUACCUCAAGCACGUCCUACGGAAGGGAUCAAUCAUACCGAUACAUCAUUAUUAAAUUUAUCUCUUUCUCAGAAAUUGACUAUCUCUAGUCAUUCUGAUGAACGUUCUAACUUCUUACGUACUCCGGGCAAUAAUUCAGCAACUCCUAGUAAACCCAUUGACCGGCAUUCUUUGGUAAACGAAUAUUCUAAAUUGCAUAAAGAGUCAGCAGAAAAAGAGAUUAUUAAUCUUAUCGUUAUGGGACAUGUGGAUGCUGGUAAAAGCACUCUAAUGGGAAAUCUACUUUGUUUGUUGGGACAUGUUUCUAGCAAACAAUUAGCUAAAUACCAAUGGGAUGCACAAAAACUGGGCAAAGCAUCAUUCGCCUAUGCAUGGAUUCUAGAUCAAACUUCAGAGGAAAGAAAUCGUGGCGUUACAAUGGAUAUUGCACAAACUUCAUUUGAAACAAAAUCAAAACGAGUUGCUCUAAUGGAUGCUCCUGGACAUAAGGAUUUUGUUCCACAAGUUAUUGGCGGUGCGACUCAAGCUGAUGCUGCUCUCCUAGUUAUCAAUGCUACUAGGGGUGAAUUUGAAACUGGAAUUGGUGCUGGAGGUCAGACAAGAGAACAUGCUCGAUUGGCUCGUUUAUUAGGAGUUUCUCGUUUAAUUGUCGCUGUAAACAAAAUGGAUACAGUAGAAUGGUGUCAGUCACGAUUCAAUGAAAUUCAGACACAAAUAUCUAGUUUUUUAAAAUCUAUGAAUUUUUCCGGAGUUGUGUAUUGUCCAGUAUCUGGGUUGGUCGGGGCUAACUUAGUACCUCAAAACUUGUCCAAUAGCAGUAAAAAUACUUCAGAGACAGGUUCUAACCUGUUUACGUGGUAUACGGGACCUUCGUUACUCGAACUUAUCGAUUCAAUUCCAUCACCAGAUAGAAUUGUUGAUGGACCUUUUCGUUUUGUUGUCAGUGAUAUAUUUAAACCUGCUGGUUCCAGUGUACCAAUGGUUGCUGGACGAGUUAUAUCUGGAGCUAUUUCUAGUGGUGUAAAUAUACCUACAAGUAAAGUUAUUUGUUUGCCAAGUGAUGUACGAACUUGUGUGAAAUCUAUCAGAUCAUUGUGUAAUACUCGUACAGGUCAAAAUGAUGCUGAAGGUGAUCUUGGAGGCAAAUUGUUAGAUCAAGUUGUUAAAUUUGCAUUUGCUGGUGAUCAAGUGGCGUUGAUGUUAACAGAUAUUGAUCCAUUUCAAACUCUUAUUCCUGGUGAUUUACUUACUGAUCCAGACAAUCCAAUACAACCAUCCACUUGUAUUUCAGCUAAAUUGUUAGUAUUCUCUAUACAACAACCUAUUACGAAAGGUUAUCCUCGUUGGAUGGUUUAUGAGAUACGCCUACAUUUCAACAGUCGAUUUGUAUUCUCCAAUAUUUUCCUCAUAUAUAGUUAUAUACUAUUAUAAUUGUGCCAAUGUAGCCGCCACUGUUACUAAAUUAAAAUCCAUGACUCAUCGAGAAAACAAAAUAGAAAAAGUUGUUCGAAAACCAAGAUGUCUUCUUGGUAAUUGUACAGCAAAUGUAGAGUUAACAUUUGAAAGACCGAUUUGUAUAGAAGUUUAUGAAAAAUGUAAACCUCUUGGACGAUUUAUGCUUCGUGUUGGCGGUGAAUCAAUUGCUGGUGGUACUGUAACUAAGUUAAUUCCAUCGAAAAAGGAAUCAUCUUGUUGAUGUGUAAUACC
Molecule: messenger RNA, 2716 nt
Organism: Schistosoma guineensis
Lineage: Eukaryota; Metazoa; Platyhelminthes; Trematoda; Strigeidida; Schistosomatidae
Source: the annotation of a GenBank genome assembly